Messenger RNA from Aphanomyces astaci, 2016 nucleotides. RefSeq lists its product as hypothetical. Gene Ontology annotation, molecular function: metalloendopeptidase activity. The record is from RefSeq and is a predicted model, not a curated record. Gene Ontology annotation, biological process: protein processing. The transcript has a single exon. Bases 1 to 2016 code for a protein of 671 amino acids. NCBI's taxonomy places the organism in Eukaryota, Oomycota, Saprolegniomycetes, Saprolegniales, Verrucalvaceae. Gene Ontology annotation, cellular component: plasma membrane.
AUGAUCAAAGUCCUCAUCUCCCUCAGUGUGUUGGCCGCUGCCGCCACGGCUGGCUCCGUCACGGAACUCCCCGAGUCUGUGACCAAGCUCAUCGACUACUCCGUCAAUCCCUGCGACGACUUUUACCAAUAUGCGUGUGGUGCGUGGCAAAAGGAUGCUGUUAUACCCCCGGGCAAACACAAAAUCGAUACGUCAUUCACCAAGAUCUCCAUCCAAAACGAAGCCAUAUUGAGGAAGAUUUUGUCUGACAACAAGACCAAGCUUGGUAAGUUUUACAAUUCCUGUUUGGACACGGCUACGCUAUCGUCGCUCGGCCUGACUCCGCUGGAGGACGCGUUCAAAGCCAUUCGGUCGGCCAACACCACGUUGGACCUCCUCAUCGUGGCUGGUGAAUUGGUCAAGAACGGCAUCCCUGCGUUCGUGGACAUCUACUCCAGCGCUGACGACAACGACUCGACCAAGAACGCCCUCUUCGGUUUCCGAGCCCCACUGUCGCUGGAUCGCCCGUACUACACCACCCGUUCCAAGUGGGAGACCGUCGAAGCCGACUACAAGGUGUACAUUGCGACGGUGUUGCAGCUAGCUGGCUACACUGCUGAGAAAGCGGCGGCUGCCGUACCGGUGAUCAUCCGUUUCGAACAAACUCUAGCCGGUGUCGCCCUCAGGGAGCUCAAGGAGAUGGAGGCCGUUGUGUCUCCGUAUACUGCGUUUACGUACAGCCAACUAGACCAGAAGUAUCCGCUGCUCAUCGGCUCGUGGCUCAAGGCCAACGGCUUCAAAGUCCACGAAGAGGGCGGUGGGUCGAACGACUGGGUGGGGUUUCACGGCUUGAACUACUUUGACAAGGCCGAAGUGUUGUUGAAGAACACGACGCUGGACAACCUCCGUACCAUCAUCGAGUACAAGCUCAUCCAUGCCUCGUCGAAGUACUUGACCCCUGAAUUCCGCACGGCCAACUGGAACUUAUUCGGCAAGAGAAUCGAUGGCGAAAAGAUGGAACCUUCUCGUGAAAAGUUCUGCAGGUAUGACACGGAGGAAACCGUGGGGGAUCUCUUGGGUCAGUACUUCUUAGACGAGGUGUUGUCGGCUGAUGCGGCAAAGAUGGCUGACGAAUUGGUCAAGGCCUUGAGGUCAUCCUUCUCCACUGGCAUAGCCACUGCCGACUGGUUGGACAACUGGACCCGCGCUAAUGCGCAAACGAAGCUGUCCAAGCUCGUACACUUGUUGGGUGGCCCGGAGAAGCCGCAGCUGUACCCCACGCUGACGUUUGACUCGAAGUCGUAUUUGAACAACCGGUGGAAGGUGUCUCAAGUGAACAUCGACACCAACUUGAAGCUGAACGGCCAACUUGUGGAGAGGCGCAAGUUCGACAAGUCCCCUCAUGAGGCGAACGCGUACUACUGCCCCAGCAAAAACCAAAUUACGCUCCCGGCCGGCAUUUUGCAAAGCCCGCUCUUUGACGGCCAGUUUGACGCUGCCCAGAACUUUGGUGCCAUCGGGAUGCUCAUCGGACACGAAAUUACCCACGGGUUCGACAACCGCGGCCGCAAUUAUGAUGGCGACGGCAACUUGAAACAGUGGUGGUCGAACGCCACCAACACUGCUUUCAAGACGAAAUCCCAGUGCAUUGUCGACCAGUACGCCAACUUUGUCGUCAAGAGCGAUGUGAAUGGCUCUGCCUUGGGCAACGUCAACGGCAAGAUCUCUUUGGGUGAAACCAUUGCGGACAAUGGGGGGCUCAAGACCAGUUUCCGCGCGUACCACGAGUACUUGAAGGAGUUCCCGUCCCAGUACACGGCAGAAGCAGGCGACAAGUUGUUCUACUUGUCAUACGCCCAAUCCUGGUGCUCCAAGAGCACGGAUGCCUCCCUCCGCGCGACUUUGUGGAGGAAGUACCCGCCAGGUCGAUACCGCGUGAAAGGGGCGUUGCAAAACAACGCUGAGUUUGCCCGUGUGUUCCAGUGCCCCAUCGACUCGACCUUGAAUCCGUCCAACAAGUGCUUGUUGUGGGAAUAG